Encephalitozoon romaleae SJ-2008 is the source of this 963-nucleotide messenger RNA. RefSeq names its product casein kinase II subunit alpha. Bases 1 to 963 code for a protein of 320 amino acids. Gene Ontology annotation, biological process: protein phosphorylation. Gene Ontology annotation, cellular component: cytosol; protein kinase CK2 complex; nucleus. NCBI's taxonomy places the organism in Eukaryota, Fungi, Microsporidia, Unikaryonidae. The record is from RefSeq and is a predicted model, not a curated record. The transcript has a single exon. Gene Ontology annotation, molecular function: ATP binding; protein serine/threonine kinase activity.
AUGGUUGUUGUAACCAUAGCAAAAUCAAAUGCAGACGCUAACGAAAAAAAGGACGAGAAGUAUUGGAACUAUGAAUGCUACAACAUACCCACCGGAUGUAUAGAAAAGUACCAGAUAUACCAAAGAAUGGGCAGGGGGAAGUACUCAGAGGUUUUUGAAGGGCGUAAAGACAAGGAGAAGAUUGUGAUAAAAACGCUUAAGCCUGUAAGGAAAGCAAAGAUUUCCAGAGAAGUGUUGAUAUUGAAAAGCCUUUCUCAUAAGAAUAUCAUAAAGCUUAUAGAUGUUGUCGUUGACUCCGAGUCUCAAAUAUACUCUUUGAUCUUUGAAUAUAUAGAGCACGAAGACUAUGCAAAAAUAUUUGAGAAAUUAAGCUAUAUGGAUAUCAUCGAAUACUCUAAGCAAAUCCUUUCCGCACUUGAUUAUUGUCAUAGUAUGGGCAUAAUUCACAGAGAUAUCAAACCACAGAACAUGGUGAUCAACCGGGAGAGAAGGGAGCUAAAAAUAAUUGAUUGGGGGCUUGCUGAGUUUUAUCAUCCAAAAAAGGAAUACAGUGUAAGGGUUGCAAGUAGAUACUAUAAAAGCCCGGAGUUACUCGUCGACUAUCCAUACUACGACUAUUCUCUUGACAUUUGGUCGUUUGGAUGUGUUUUGGCCGAAUUGAUAUUUAAGAAAAGACCCUUCUUCCAUGGAGAGAGUAAUAGCGACCAACUUGUCAAGAUAGCCAGAGUCUUGGGAUAUACCGACUUAAGAAAGUAUAUCGAAAAAUACAGAAUCGCACCGCUCAGCCCGAAGCAUGAGGGAACAGGGGAAAGAGUACUGCUCUCCUCCUUUGUGCCUCUUGGAAAGGCCAACCUUUACAUCCAUGCCAUAGAUUUGUUGGAGAAAAUAUUGGUGUAUGAUCAUCAAAGCAGACCUACUGCUGAAGAGUGCUUGAGACAUCCAUUAUUUAAGCUGGAACACUAA